Molecule: messenger RNA, 747 nt
Organism: Lecanosticta acicola
Lineage: Eukaryota; Fungi; Ascomycota; Dothideomycetes; Mycosphaerellales; Mycosphaerellaceae
Source: the annotation of a GenBank genome assembly
AUGAACGAUGUCAAUAUCCUCCAUCGACAUUCGACACAAACUGCGAUUGGCACUCGAGGUUUGAAUGGAUGUUCGGCAAUCGUUAUCUGCGGGACAGAGGCAAUCAUCCUGGCACACAUCGCACCAUAUCCUGGGGCGACACAGCCCGGGCCCCGCGACAUCGGACAAGAGAGCUACAACCACCACGCAGUCUACCUCAGCCGCGUUUCGAGCUUUCUUCAAACGCGUUCCCAGUCCUUCCCUCAAACGACCACAGCUUGGGGGGUUUUCAGUACAGACCCGGACGGCGGAUAUCUGCGACAUAUCGUUCAACAGGUGGAACGUCACCUGCAAGCCCUUGGCUAUAGAACGCAACGUACUUUCUACCAAGAGAUUGAAGUUCCCGACUUCCAAUCCCCCAAAGGCGAGGUGAUCAGCGGUUUCAAUGCCCGAGGAAGAGCAGAAUUAUGGGUAGAAGGCGGCAAACAUUGGGAGGCUUCGGCGACCGAGGCUACCUCAUUGACGUCGGCCGCCCAGUUUUGGCGAGGAUAUCCGGUGCGGAGGAACAACGACGGCCAGGCUGUCUUGGCUUGCAAGGUGAACGGCAAUCCCGCAGCGAUUCGAGUGACCUUCCCAGACGGAGUCGGACCUCCACGGGCUCUGGUGUCUGGUGUUUGGGUACAGACGGAACUUGAUGACAGAGCUACGCUUGUCAUUCGACAGGCCAAUAAAACCAUUCGCAUGGAGAAGCCUACUUCUCCUACAUAG